UAGUAACAGGCGUGCGCUGUUAGCGAUAGGUGGCCUUGUGCUUGACCAAUACCCGGUGCCAAGAAAUAGUAAAUAGUAGAUGAAUAAAUAGUAGCAGAAGCGGAACCAAAUAAUAGACGAAAAUAAUUGCGACAAAGGAUUUAGAAGACUAGAACUUGAAAGCUAAAAUGCAUAAACAAGUGCUCUGCGGUCUACUGGCACUGGCAGUGCUGGCGGCACAAGCGCCGGCAACCGAUGGCGCCAAAAUACUCGCCGUUUACUCAUUUCCGGGCAAGAGCCACUACAUGAUGCACCGUGUGCUGAUAAGCGAGCUAUUGAAGCACGGACAUGAGGUCACCAUGAUAACGGCACUCACGCUGGAACCAAAAAAAAUGGGCGCCAAUUACACGGAGAUACUCAUAGAGCCGGUUUAUGACUUUUGGACGGAAAUACACAACACAUUCGGCGGCAAAACGAUCUAUGACAUGCGCAAUGAAUUGGAUAUAUUCCUGAAUAUGGUUGUACUUCUCGGCCUCUCGACGACGGAGCAUGCACUCAAGCAGCCAAAAAUACAAGCGAUCAUCAACGCCAAAGAAACACAGGGUGUCUAUGAUCUCCUGCUGGUCGAACAAUUCUAUCAGGAUGCAUUCUCGGCCUUGGCACAUGUCUACAAUAUACCCGUUAUAAGUGUGGCCACAUUUGCACAACAAACAUUUAUGAGUGAAAUGUUUGGCAUUAUACAACCGUGGUCAUACGUGCCCCACGGCUAUCUACCGCUAACGGAACAUAUGAGCUUUUUCGAACGCGUCUACAACACGUACACCUCAUUGCGCACGGACUUGGACCGCGAGUUUAGGUAUUUUCCGAAAAUGGACGUACUGGUGCAGAAAUACUUCGGACACUUGCCAAUAAAAUUCCCCAGCACCUCCGAAAUGAAUAGAAAUCUCUCAGCCAUAUUGAUCAACAACUAUACGCCUUUGGCGUCAGCUGGACCCACGACGGACAACAUGAUCAAUGUCGGUGGCAUGCAUAUCUAUCCGCCAAAAGCAUUGCCCAGCGAUUUGCAGCAGUUCCUGGAUGAGGCCGAACAUGGCGCCAUCUACUUCAGUUUGGGCAGUCAAGUACAGAGCAAAGAUAUGCCUGUGGAGAAGUUACGCUUGUUCCUCAACGUAUUCGCUCAGCUGAAUCAGCGUGUGCUGUGGAAAUUUGAAAACGAUAGCCUUCCGGAUUUACCUUCGAAUGUUAUGGUGAAGAAAUGGCUGCCGCAGAGUGAUAUCUUGGCACAUCCUAAUGUGCGUGUUUUCAUUUCGCACGGCGGUCUCUUUGGCUCACAGGAAGCUGUCUACCAUGCCGUGCCCAUACUUGGUAUGCCCUUCUACUGCGAUCAACACCUCAAUUUGAAAAAAGCCGAGCACAAUGGUUAUGCCAUCAUGCUGGACUUCCAUACACUCACCAGUGAGCAGCUAAAGAAUGGCCUCCAACAAUUGGUGCACAACAACACAUAUCGCGACAAUAUCAAACGCUUCUCGAGCAUUUUCCACGAUCGUCCCAUGGGUCCACGUGAGACUGCGCUCUACUGGAUCGAUUACGUAAUACGCCAUAAGGGUGCGCGUCAUUUGCGCGCUGCCGGCUUGGACUUGAAGUGGUACCAAUUCUAUUUGCUGGACGUGAUCGCUCUGGUCGUAGCCGCCGUCGCUGUUGCUCUUGGAGUGCUUGUUCUGUUGGUGCGCUGGAUCUUGCGGCGAAUCAGCGGUGAACAGAUCAAGCAGAAAGUGAAUUAGUAUAAUGCUAUGAAUUGUUGUUGUUUUGAAAAAUUAUGUGGUUAUGUGUGAUUAGUUCUUUAAUAUGUUUGUAUGUAAGGCUCAAUUUGCGCUAAAUUAAAAUUUGUAAAGAGUAAAUAUUAGGAAAUCUCUUUGAA
Molecule: messenger RNA, 1897 nt
Organism: Bactrocera tryoni
Lineage: Eukaryota; Metazoa; Arthropoda; Insecta; Diptera; Tephritidae
Product: UDP-glucosyltransferase 2-like
Exons: 6
Coding region: 168-1760 (530 amino acids)
Molecular function (GO): UDP-glycosyltransferase activity
Source: RefSeq, a predicted model, not a curated record